Messenger RNA from Clonostachys solani, 1902 nucleotides. The record is from the annotation of a GenBank genome assembly. Lineage: Eukaryota; Fungi; Ascomycota; Sordariomycetes; Hypocreales; Bionectriaceae.
AUGCCAGGCCAGGCAGCGGCGGACACAGCUCAACCUGGGAUCGCGAAUCCAUCACCCGCUACUGCUAGCUUCUGUGUGCAUGUGCGGCAGGCAGCCGACCAGAGUGAGCCUGCUGGCCCCGUCGCCACGAUGCAAGCCGAGCUGGUCACGCGCAGGACCCAGUUCUCGAGCUGCGAUGAGUGCCGCCGGUCCCGCGUCGCCUGCGAUGCGUCGUCCCGCGGCCAGCCUGAGGACUCGGAGGAGCCCGUGUCGUGUACGCGGUGCCUGAAGCGGCAGAAGCCGUGUACGUUCAAGAGUGAUUCCGAAUGGCUGUCCGUGAUCUACCAGACGGGUUAUGAGACCGUCUUUGGCUCGUGGAUGGGGAGAUACGGCAAUCCUUUCUCUUGUCUCUAUCUCCAUGUCAAAACCACCUUGGGAAUAGUGGGUGCUAAUCUGACCAGAACGGACAAUGCGUUCGCUGACAAGCAUGUGAGCAUAUCAUACCUCUGCAGGCAGCUUGAUAAAUGGAUGGCAGAUGACUCUGGGGCUGGUAACACAUCUGCGAGGGACGACGCUCAAGAGCGAUUGAUCGACGAGUCUUUGCGUAGUACUACUGCAGCCUUCUCUUCUCGCUGGCUUCCUCUAGCAACAGGUGCUUCCUCGGAUGAUCCCGAAACCAGCGCUCUGAUGCAGAACCUGUGGCGAUAUGCUCGCCGGGAUAUGCUGAGGGUCAUUAAUCGUCCUUGCUAUCGUUCCAUGCUUAGCUUGUUCCUCUUUGCCCUGACCCCCAUCCCAGUAGGCAUCUCUGAAGAGGAAGAAGUUGAUGGCAUCUCCGGCCAGGCUUGUGUUCACGCAGCGCUCCAGCAUAUUCAGGUCCUGAGAGCGCGUCAGAGGAACCUCCAUUUCAGCGGCUCCAAGGUCUCCCCGUAUCUCAAGAAACACAUCAUCCCGACCAGUCCGGGAUCCAUUGACACCUUCAACUUUAUCCAUGCCGAGAGCACCGCAUACUGGGCUGCUCUCACCUUCGACACCUCGGCGUCCCUGACGCUCAACUGCAGAUCGCUGUUAUCGUCCGGGCUGUUUGGUUACGAGGAAGAGCUCUGCUGGCGUCUGAUCCGCAGCAAGGCCAAGAUGUUUGAUGACGCGGCACAAGGGUGGUCGACAAACAGCCUGGACAUGACUGACGAGAGAGCCAACCAGAUUGUGGCCGUGGGAUCUGGCUGGAAGCUUCUGGCCUGGAAGCUCACCGCUGUCUUCAAGGAAGCUCUCCGGGAUGGGCAUGACGAGUCGAGGGUCCUCAAAGCGUAUAAUGCCGUUGUAGACGCGAUCAAGCAAUUUGACCUGAUCUUCCGUCCUCACCUAGACGCCUGUCAACGACGGAUGCAGUUUUUAGGGCAACAGGCCAAGCUGCAUUCACUCAUGUUACAUUAUCACUUGAGCAUCUUGAUGCUCGUGGACAUCAUCGAGGCGACGGAGCGCUUCGAUUUGCUGCGCGGCGUUCGGGACGCUGCAGCCGACGCAGAGAACACCGUCAUGAACACACUCGUGUUCGGCCUUCACAAUACGUACACGGUGACCCUCGAUCCCGGCGUGGUCUCACCAACGAGCGAAAGAGAUGGGGGCCAGCGGAAAAACUCGUCCAUCACAGUACCGCUUACAUCCAUAGAUCCGUAUCCACACCACAUCGUUGCCGGCGUCCAGCUGGUCCGGAAAGCGGUCGAGCGAGAUUACGGCGAGGGCAAGAUCGCGAACGAGUCUUACGAGAAUCUGCAGGCCAUGCUGGAGCAGACCCUGAGCCUCCUGCCCCAGAGCUCCAAGUCAGUGCGGGCGGCGAGGACGAAACUCGCGACGCCCUCAGAAUCAGGCGCCUCAGAGCCGCGGCAGGAUCCAUAUGGCUCUAUGCAAGGGCAGUACGCGGAAUAA